AUGAAACAGCCAGAUGACUGCUACUUCUACUAUUAUUCCAACUGUUCAAAAGGAGCUGAGUGCAAGUUCAGACACGAGGAGGCAGCCCGUGGCAGCGAGGUCACCUGCAGACUGUGGAAGGAGGGAAAGUGUUUUCACCAGGGAUGUACCUUCAGGCAUAUGAUUAUUCAGAAAGAUCGAUCGCAGAUUCCGUGUUACUGGCAGAGUCAGCCCAGUGGUUGUCAGAAACAGCACUGCCCUUUCCUGCAU
This is a messenger RNA of Helobdella robusta, 249 nucleotides long. RefSeq lists its product as hypothetical. Gene Ontology annotation, molecular function: metal ion binding. The record is from RefSeq and is a predicted model, not a curated record. The annotation marks the transcript as partial. NCBI's taxonomy places the organism in Eukaryota, Metazoa, Annelida, Clitellata, Rhynchobdellida, Glossiphoniidae. The transcript is spliced from 3 exons.